AUGGCCCACUCUAAACGCAACACAUCCCUCCCCCACUUCACCUCCUACGAACGAGGCCUCCUCCGCAAUAGCUGGGGCACCAAGCGUGGUGUUAUCGGUCGCGAUUCCUUCCUCCCCUUCGCCUCAUGCCGACUCUGUCUCCAGCCCGCACGAGCUCCGGUCGUCGCCUGCGCCACCAACGGUGACCUCUUCUGCCGCGAAUGCGCGAUCAACGACCUCCUCGCCCAGCGACAGGAAAUCAAACGGCUCGAGAAAGAAAAGGGCGAGGCCCAGAAGCGCAUCGCGGAGGAUGACGAGCGGACACUGGAGGAGGCGCGCGCGAAAGAGCUGCGCGAUUUCGAGCUCGUCAGCAUGGGAUUAGAAGCGGCGGGGAGCAAAAAUAAUAAUGAGAAUCAUAAGAAGCGGAAAGCUGAGGAAACAGAGGCAUUGGCUGCGUUUAAAGCCCGGGAGGUAGAGAUUGAUGGGAAACGGAAGAAGGUGUUCGAGUUGGAUGAGAAAGAGAUGGCCCGCGUGGCUAAAGAGGAACAAGAGCGACUGAAGCAGGAAUUGAAGCGGGAAAAGUCUAGCAAAUCGGCCCUUCCAUCCUUCUGGGUACCAUCUUUAACACCUGGGACUGAUCCCAACGAAAUCGCCGCCAACAAGGCCGUCAAGUUAACACCAAUCUGUCCUGCAUCUACGGAUUCCAACCGCCAUAGCUACUCGCUCAAGUCGCUGGUGGAAGUACACUUUACAGAAGAAAAGGCUACCGAUGGCUCCGUGGCUCGGGUCUGCCCCAGCUGCAAGAAGAACCUGAGCAACGGGCUCAAGGCGAUGCUCACCAAACCCUGCGGCCACAUGAUCUGCCAACCAUGCGUGAACAAGUUCAUGACACCACACGAUGCACCCGACCCUCACGCCUCGAAGGAAGAACAGGAGCAUACCGCUGCCCUUCAUGGCCGAAUACUGUGCUACGUCUGUGAGACUGAUGUCACACCUCGCAACCCGAAAGCUGAGAUUAAGGAGAACGGGAAGAAGUCGAAAAAGAAGGACAAGGAGAAUGGCAUCCAACCUGGUUUGGUGGAGGUCAGUUCUGAGGGAACAGGGUUUGCAGGGCGCGGAGGGAAUGUUGCGACCAAAACUGGGGUGGCGUUUCAAUGUUGA
Molecule: messenger RNA, 1140 nt
Organism: Aspergillus wentii DTO 134E9
Lineage: Eukaryota; Fungi; Ascomycota; Eurotiomycetes; Eurotiales; Aspergillaceae
Product: putative RING finger domain protein
Exons: 3
Coding region: 1-1140 (379 amino acids)
Cellular component (GO): nucleus
Molecular function (GO): ubiquitin protein ligase activity
Source: RefSeq, a predicted model, not a curated record